CAUAGCUGAGGUAUAAGGUCCUAUUUUUGGAAUCCGUAGUGGCCAUUUUCCCCCCCUCAUCCUCCUCCUCCGCCUCCUCCUCCUCCUCCUCUCACGGUGUUCUCCGCCGGUGUUUUGAUUUAGAUCUUUGGACCGAUGUUCCACUGACGUGCGAGAGAGGUUCCGUCCGAGCCGUGAGCAUCGCAGCGGGACGUCAGCAGCCGCGACCGUAUAGAUUGUCUGCUCUCGAUGGAAGACAUCUUCCCACUCGCUGCGAGCGACGGACCCAGGCACGUUUCGCAUCUGCUUCGCAUCUGUAUUCCCAUCAACGAGCGAGGGACUUUUUAUAAAUGAAGGUCUGAGGUAAAAAGAAAAAGAAAAAAAAAAAAAAAAAAAAGGGCAGCAGCACACCGGGAGACAAACCUGUCGGCCUGUGCCACUGGGUGGCUUCAGCACCAUUGGGGGACCGAGCCGUCUGAACGCCCUGGACCCUGGACUGCCUGUGGUUGGAGCGCGUUUUCACAUUUUUUGACCGCAUUUGCCCAGCAGGAGCGAGCGGGUCAAGGUGUGAUGUAUGGAUUCCAAAAGGAGAGUCGACUAACCAGAAGGUUCGAUCUCCUCCAGAAGUGAGACACACACCUUAAAGCUCUUUGUCUAGGCCAUUCAAAGAGCUUUUCCCCCACUCCACCCUUCCUCCACCCCACUGGUAAAUCUCACACCAACAUCAUGGGUACGGUGCUGUCGCUGUCUCCCAGCUACCGCAAAGCGGUGCUGUUUGAAGAUUGCCCGGCCACGGUAGGCCACUACACAGCGGUCCAGAACAGCAAGAACGCCAAGGAUGCGGCCACAGCGGCCGCAAAGUCCCUCAAACGGCCCUCCAUCAUCAACGUGUUGCCAUGGAAACGUAUUGUGGCCGUAUCGGCAAAGAGGAAGGGCUCGAAGAAGCUGCAGUCGGAGGCUGGCGAUGGUGGGAAGGGGAGCUCCCCGGAUGGUCAGGCCACUGCCAUGGCCAACUCGGCCUCCAACAGCCUGAAGCUGAAGAAGUCUCAGUCCUGCGCUAACCUGUCAUCUUACACAUCGAGCCAGGACCCCUCAGCCACCAGCACCACUACCUCCUCCCACCUGCCCACCUCCAAGACCCUGGCUAAUGUAGUUACUGUGGCUGCCAAAAAGAACUCCCUCACAGGCUCUGGAAUCCAGCCGUCUACUGCAGCCGGCACGCCUAAACGUGUCAUCGUCCAGGCCUCCACAAGUGAACUGAUGCGCAGCCUGGGCGAGUUCCUGUGCCGUCGGUGUUACCGACUGAAGCGUCUAUCCCCAACAGAUCCGGUCCUGUGGUUGCGCAGCGUGGACCGCUCCCUCCUCCUGCAGGGCUGGCAGGAUCAGGGCUUCAUCACGCCGGCCAACGUGGUCUUCCUCUACAUGCUGUGCCGCGACGUGGUCUCGUCUGAGGUGGCCUCAGAACGCGAGCUGCAGGCCUCGCUGCUCACCUGCCUCUACCUGUCGUACUCCUACAUGGGCAACGAGAUCUCCUACCCCCUGAAGCCCUUCCUGGUCGAGGCAGAGAAGGAAGCCUUCUGGGACCGCUGCCUGGAGAUCAUCAACCGCAUGAGCGGCAAGAUGCUCCAGAUCAACACCGACCCGCACUUCUUCACCCAGGUGUUUGCUGACCUGAAGAACGAGAGCAAGAAAGAGGAGGAGAAGACCAAACUCCUCAUAGGCCUUGACCGAUAAGAAGGAGCUUGGAGGAAGGAAGGAAGGAAGGAAGGAAGGAAGGAAAGGAAGGAAGGAAGGAAGAAAGGAUGCAUAGAGAAUUAAGUAAUUAGGUUGAGGAUGGGUGAACUCAUAUAAUGCAGUGCAGCAUUGAUACCUUGAGGCAGUCCUGUUGUCUGGCAUCUCUACUAUUUUACCAUUUAUGGAAUUUCCUGAUCAUGACCCAGAACAAAGAGCCUCCGGUAUUAAACACAAAAUGUAAUUUCCUUAACGAGCCACCUUGACACCAACAAAUGCAGUUACUGAGCGUUAGCGUCAGGGUUAGGCUCCUGUGAAGGCAGCAGUUGGCCUCCGAGGCACUUCUUCUAGAACGGGUUACUGUAGUGCUGAUCACACCAUGAGCCACAUUAUUUGACGUGAUUGGAUCUGGUUUGAUUCUCAAGACCGACAGGUAUCCAAUCCUGGCUCAGGGUGUGACAGUGAAAAGCUUUAAGGCAGAGAUGUGGUCAUUUUUGCAAGAAUGGUGUAACCGUUAUCACAGAUGAGGGCCGGUGAUGUGACAUUAGCUGGCUGUGAGAGAGAGAUAACAAUCAAUUGUACGUGUCGCCCGAGGUCUGACCUGUAUCUUGUUUCAGUGAGAUAAUAGAAGUGAAUGGGUUUAGAAAUGCCAGACAACACGGAAUAAGUCAUUUAGGGUGAUAUCAUAAAUGCGAAGAUAGAAGAUGUUGAUACGAUGAUAUUGUAUGAUAGGAACCAGGCAUUAUCGCUAUAGAGAAAUGUCAGGGUAAUGAAAAACACAGAACACCUUGCAUGAGGUCACUUCAUAUGUCCUUGCACAUAAACCCCCACUUAUCGCCAACUCCACUGUACCUUAUUCCUGCUGUCCUGCCCGAGCUUAUUGCACUCACCAACAUUGGCUGUGAGGACCACUGUUGAAACUUUCAGAGUGUUGAAUAAUACCAUCACUUCUCACUCAGCUAGAAUGAACGCAAAACUUGUCAGACUGUGAAAUUUAAGUCCCUUGGCAUAAUUGUGCUGUAGUGGAUUUAUUCAUCGGCAUCUUACAUAAUGUACUGUACUUUUAAGGGAUCCAUCAAAUCUUCUAUGGAUUGGGAGAUCUAUUUAUUUUUAAGAGUAUGAAAUGCUAAUCCCCACAGAUUAAUAAUCACUAAAUGAGCCCUUCUGUAAAAUGUUUACAUAUACAAAAAUGUGGGAAAAUGCAAUACUGACCCCUCCAGGGCAAAUUUUACAUGGGCAAUGAUUUCAUUCCUGCCUGUACCCCUGCACUUUCUCCUGCAGUCCAGGAAGGAAGGAAGGAAGAAAGGAAGGAAGGAAGGAAGGAAAGAAAGAAAGAAAGAAAGAAAGAAAGAAAGAAAGAAAGAAAGAAAGAAAGAAAGAAAGAAAGAAAGAAAGAAAGAAGCUUUCUGUUUUAAAAAAUGCUGCACUCACGUUGUGUGCUUCAUACUGUACGAAUGAUCGGUCGAGCUGGGUCGUGUUCAGAGGGUAGAUCAUGUGAUCCGUCGAGACCAAUGGCUGUUCACAUCAGAAUGAAAGAAGAUGUGAUUACAGUGCAGCAGGUGUGUGUGGGCGAAGGCAGACGCUACUAGUGUACAUGUGACUUUUUCUUCCACAAACGGCGCGCUGACGUCGCCUUUGUCGCCUUUGUCGCCUCAGUGGACUUCCUCUGCUGUUUGAAGCGUCACCUCCCCCUCCUCUUUCCUCCGCUCAUAACUCCCCAUGGAAUCAAACUGAAACGACACAGAUUUCCUCUCUCUCUCUCUCUCUCUCUCUCUCUCUCUGUCCAGUCUGAACUGGUCGUGUCCUGUCUGGUGCGGUCCCGUCCAAUCCAGUCAUCUGAUAUUUAGACACUCUCCGGUCGCGUUGACCCGAUGGCUUACUUAUUCACUGAGUUGUUUGACAUGCAUGUGUGCUUCUAUAGGUUUCCUAGCAUGCCGCUUUGUGUUGGACGCACCGCACCACAUGUUACAGAAGAGAACUGCUGAACGCCAGACUCAGUGAUGUGACAUCCAGGCGACCCGGUACAAAGACUCUCUAAAUGAAGGAAAUGGUGGAAGGCCGGUUGUCUCCUUGCCUGUGCUGACCCUUAUCAAGAUCCCCGCUGUUCUUGGUUUCAUGGUGCUCAAGGGCUGAAAAGCAAUUUCAGUUUGGAUAUACAAAGGCCACUCAAUUAAGCACGGAUGUGAUGAAAGUCUGGGGGCGUCACAAGAGACAUUAAAAUAGAAUAAAAUAAAAAAUGCUGAAUCCUAAACGUCCCAUAAUGCAAGUGAAUUUCAAGCCCCAUUCUUUCAAACCUCACACUUCCAGUUUUCUAUUACAAAUGCUGGAAGACCACAUAUAACUGUCAAAAAGUCAACCGCGUGCCUCAAGAGAUUCCUCGCCUUGACGAUGUCACAUCACUAAGUCUAACCAUAGCUGAUUAAUUGUCUGCGAUUUUAGAAAACGCUCCGCCUUCUCAAACAGGGCAGAGAUCUUGUGCCAUAUCGUUCUAAAGACUCAUUAUUUCAUACGAAAGACAAAGAAACAUGAGCCAACUCAAAGUCUCCGGCCACUGAACAAGAAAGACUAUAACGGGAUUAUGAUGAAUAAUGUUUUUCCACGAUCUUGCUACCUUGUGUCAGAGAUGGUGACUGUAAAAGAGGGACUUUGUUCAGGUGUCAAGGGAGUGGAGUCCAAAUGAAAAGCUUGUGAUUUUUUUUUUAAUACACGGUGAAGUUUUAUGUGUCACUUUGCGAAAUGUAAGCCAAAAUUGGAGUCAUCCAAAGCUGGAGCAUUCAUCAUUCUGUUAGUAAAUUUAUAAUCUUUGAAAAGCUGUAUUCAGCCAGCUGUCUUACGCGAUGAAACGUUUGAAAUAACAGUUCCCUAUUUGCUAUGAAACACGGGGAAAGGGGUCUUAGAAAUUUGUUCUCAAAGCAGAAUACGGUGUCUGUUUCCAGACUGGGUGUCUCCAUGAUGCAGGUGAUGUCGAAAUUCUGGUUGUGUUUUGUGUUCAGGUGAUUAGUGACCGGGCUGCAGUAGGAACAAUGCUGUAAAAAAAUAAUGUAGCCUUGACGCAGAGUCAGACCUCACAUGAGACAAAUAUGCACAUGAAGAAUGAAUCCGUGGCAAACUAGCUUGUUUACACAUCCUUCCUCCUCGCUGUCUCCGAUGGGUUGAACAGUAUUCAAGUAGCAUUUCUCUGAACAACAUUCCCGAGAGGGCUGUUUAAUGAUCUUUCUUUCUUUUUCAUUUAUUUAGUUCAAUCUAUUUGGUUUGACGGGAAUUAUAUCGCAGCAGGUUAAUUAACGAAAGACAAAAUGUGACACAUCCUCCUUUGGUUAAUUGAAAGUAGUUAGUGAAUUUAAAUUUGACUGUCAUCUAUUUAGUGGAGGAUUUAAGAUUUUUUUUGUGUUGAUAAUCUGGAUUAUCUCUGGUAAAUAUUGAGGUUUAAUUGACCAUUCGCUAAACGCUGCCACCUUUGGCCAGUGUAGCUACGCCUGUCAAGCAUUCUGUUCUUACAUGGCACACGUGCAGUUUACAGUGAUGGCGAUGAAAGAUUUUACGAAUGAAACUAGGGGUUCCUCAAUUAUCAGAGAUAGGUCAACAAAACACGUGUCUGUUUCCAGCUGGCAAUGGUCUCCGGCAGGUUAUAUCAACUGUAGCUAGCUAAUUAAGCUAAUGUUAGCUCAACAUGUUGGACAAAAAUGCGGUCCUUUCUGACUUUCCAGCUGACUCAUUAUGUAAAAGGGCUCUUAAAUAAGCAGAUGACGGCUAUCCUACAUACGCAAUCUCAUGCUAACGCUAGUUCCUGGUGAUAAAGUUAGCAUUCUAACCAGCUGAUGAUUUUUCUGUUGUUUCUGUUCUAGCUAGUCUAAAUAUUGUAACCAUAAGUAAACAUAUAAGUAAAGACUGUGUAUGUUUCACAUUUUACAUUACAAGAGUGUUAUCCUAAUGUAACUUUAAUGUAACACAAGCUCCACAACCAGCGUCCUCGCAGCGGGAAAAUGGUACACUGGGGAUUUGGCUCUUUAUGUAAAUUGUAGCCCCACAAACUAGCUACUGUACUGUAGCCUGCGUGUUUGUUGGCCCUGGAAGUAAGGCAGGGUUGGUAGGCCAAGUAGUCGUUCAUGAUUCCAACAUACCUUAGCAAACAUACUUUCCAUAUGUGGAGAAAUCCAAAGCUUGACAGGCCUGCUGUGUCUAGGUAACACUGCUAACGUUACAGUUGCAAACAAUGCUCGAGGGGAGGGAUUUAGUCAAUGGUCAAUUUUACUGUUUCUCUUAAAAUAGUUUGACACCUGUCCUGUGUUGAAAACACACACACAACCCUGCACACAAAGUGUAUUAUAUAUUGAUUAUUCAAGACCAUGUGGAUGUCAGAUGACAGCUUUUAACAGACAAGAAGGGGGAUAUGAUACAUUUCUCUGUGAAACAAAGGAGUGGAAAAGGCAAAAAUCCUGUCCAGACUUCUCAUUAUUUUUCACUUCCACCAGUUCCAGUCCUUCCAGCUGUGCAAGGACAAUAAAAACAACAACAACAAAAAAGAAAACAGACAAGGAAGAAUGAAUCUUUUUCUAGAAUUGGAGAGAGAAAAGUAUGGGUUGAUGAUACCCCCUCCUGCACAUGCUCUCAUCAUCGAUCAGCUCAUAAAUAUGUGCCAUAUUUUAUCUUGCAACACGGACAAGACAAAAACUAUCGUGUAACAUAUGAAGCUUAUGAUAAUGAUACUGAAGUUAUUAUGGUUUUCCUUCCUUUUCGUUUGUGAAUCAUAUUGUGUAAACAAGAAUCUUUGUUGAACAAAAGUCAAGGCUACUAGUGUUACUAGAGUGCUGAUGCUGCAGUCUGUUACUAUGUGGAUGUAUGAAUAUGUAUGUGAGAAAUAAGAAUAAUUUGAUCAACUGUUACAGGUACUUUAUAUAAAAACCUUUA
This is a messenger RNA of Acanthopagrus latus (yellowfin seabream), 6618 nucleotides long. RefSeq names its product cyclin-dependent kinase 5 activator 1-like. Bases 706 to 1713 code for a protein of 335 amino acids. The transcript is spliced from 3 exons. Gene Ontology annotation, biological process: activation of protein kinase activity; positive regulation of cyclin-dependent protein serine/threonine kinase activity; brain development. The record is from RefSeq and is a predicted model, not a curated record. Gene Ontology annotation, cellular component: protein kinase 5 complex; cytoplasm. NCBI's taxonomy places the organism in Eukaryota, Metazoa, Chordata, Actinopteri, Spariformes, Sparidae. Gene Ontology annotation, molecular function: cyclin-dependent protein serine/threonine kinase activator activity; protein kinase binding.